UCAAAGUUAAGGAAGAUCAAAGCACUAGAAAUGGCUCUGUCUGACAUGCUGUACUGGGCUAUUGGAAUAGCUGUAAUGCAAGCGGUCUACUGCCAAGAGAAUUUUAUUAAAGUUGAAUGCGAUCCUGAAAACCAGGUGGUAUAUAGCCAGCAGGCAGUGCUGAAUUGCAAAGUGGUGUCUAUCAAGAAAGACUUCCAAAUUAUCAAAAUGAUGUGGUGCAAAGUGGAGGCUGACAAAUGUGUUGGUAAAACAAUGCUGACGUUUGAAAACGGAAAAUGGUCAGCUGAAGAUGCACGUUUCUCUAGUGGUGCACUGGAGUGGAAUGAGAAGGAGCUGAGUGUGUCACUGCUGGUGCAGAAAACCCAGGUGUCUGAUCAAGGGAGCUAUCGAUUCAUGAUAAGCACUGACACUGGCUAUGAAAAAGGAAACACCUACCUUAGGGUUACAGCUCCAUAUUCAGUGCCUGUAAUAAGUUCAGUACCAGGGAUCAACAUAGAGGAUUCAAUGCCAGUGACCCUGACUUGCAAUGCAUCAGGGGGUUACCCACCAGGACAGAUCCACUGGUUUGACCAGUUAGACUCCAAUUGGACAAAGAGUUCUGCAUUAAGCACCAUACCCACUCAAGAUGGACGCUUCAACUUGAGCAGCGUCUUCACCACGACAGCGUCCUCCUCCAUGGCUCUAUAUAAAUGUGUUGUCGUCAACGACAAGAUGGACAAACAAAGGGCAGAAUAUCAGCUGGCAAUUGGUCCAGGGAAGCAGGAAGGAACGAAGAACGUCAAGGCCAUAACCGCUGUUUUUGUAGUGGUCGGGGUCCUAGCCUUCGGCAUUCUGAUUUUAUAUAUUCAUCGGAGACGAUCACGAGGUCAAUGUGAAAAGUCUGUGGAGGAUGUGGAGGAUGAGGAGGAUGGGAAAGCACUAAACAACAGUUGAGGGUGUCUGUGCAGCCAGCUCCAGACUAAUUGUAUGUCAGCCUGCAAGGACCAUGUCUGCCUCUCUGCACACUAUGAUAAUCGGGACUAAUGCCACCAUUCAUGCAGCACACAAGGGCCCAUACAUAAAAAAUGAUGUGGGUUUUAACAAUGCGCUGCUCUAUAUUUGCAACUUUCGCUUUACUUUGGUCAGAAUCUCUCAGGAUGUGCAAAAAAUGAAAUAAAAUUGAAUAUCCAAUACCAUCGUGCAAUUUAUAAAUAAUUUCUCAAAAAGUGUUCAUCUGGUACAUAGGUAAGAAAAAAGUUUCACACAAAUGUGCUUUAGUCCAGCCAGACCAUCAUGAGUGUGCAUGUAAGCAAACAGGUGACUCAAUAUUAUUUGAGUCAAACAGGUGACUCACAUAAUAUUGUAACGUGCUAUCAGCCCCUUAGGGGUUCUAGAGUAAGCCGACCUAUAGCACGUUACAGGGUAUUGAUUGAUAGGUGAGGGUCCUAUGGGGUUUUUUCAUAGGUUUUAUUUGGGCUGUGAUAGGAGGCUGGACUCCAAAGUGGGUGGGAUAAGGGAAGGAUUAAGCAGGCAUGCUUGGGGUUCGCCUAGGCCACAUUAACAUAUGCAACAAAAUAGACAUUUUGCUACCAGUAUAAUUUUAUUUAGCACUGGUUUUAAAAACACCCAACCUACUAAAAAAUCAACUUUUUCAUUUUUGAAUUGCUUAAACUAUUGAAAGGGACAGGCACAAAUUGCUUGAGCUGAUCUCUGGAACAAUCACAUGUCUGUGGAUGCAGUCUUUAAGCAGACUUAAAGGUAUUACAAAUGCUGUUCAUUUAACAAAUACAAUAUGUUAACAGAAAAACACUUUACACAAGCGCAUAUAUAUAUAUAUAUAUAUAUAUAUAUUAUAUUAAUGACAAUAAGAUUUGCUGUUGUAACUCCAGCCAUGUUUGAAUUAUUUUCAGUUACUAAUAUAUUUCAGGUGCCUUUUCUUCCUUUUUUUUUUUAAAGUACACCAAAUGCACACCGCAAAUGUAGCGGCGGUCAUAUGCAAUGUGAAAUUCUUGUUCCUGUGGGUUUUAGCCUUAGUCAAAGGUCUCUGGGCCACCCAAACUAAACCACCUGUUUCUAUUAGAUUUUAUGAAAACAGCAUCAUGCUAUAUUUGUGUGUUUGUUCAUCCCUAGCUACAGUGAUAGUUGAUAAAGACUUCUACUAACUUAGUUUUAGUUUUACGUGAACAUGUUUAUUUCGUAUGCACUUGUUUUGUUUUUAUUAAAAAGGGAUGAUCUGCUCCUCUCAUUAAAGUUAACCAUGCAGUUUAAAAGCAAUUGUGAUAACAUUAAGGAGUAACUGUGUAAUGCUGUUUUUUUUUUUUUUUAAUUACUAAGCCUUAAUGAAUGACUACUGCAAUCAGAUAUCAUUUUUUUAAACAAUCUGUGUUAUGUACUGUGUAUUAAAUAAAAUAAAAACAAUCUAAUGAACUCUAA
This is a messenger RNA of Acipenser ruthenus (sterlet), 2412 nucleotides long. RefSeq names its product CD276 antigen-like. The record is from RefSeq and is a predicted model, not a curated record. Gene Ontology annotation, biological process: cell surface receptor signaling pathway; cellular response to lipopolysaccharide; immune response. The transcript has 5 exons. Bases 31 to 933 code for a protein of 300 amino acids. Gene Ontology annotation, cellular component: external side of plasma membrane. NCBI's taxonomy places the organism in Eukaryota, Metazoa, Chordata, Actinopteri, Acipenseriformes, Acipenseridae.